CAUAUUUGCAUUUGCUCUAUGCGAGGGUUGCAGCCAGAGUUGCGUCGUGAGGCCGAGCAGUUCUUUGUGCUGUUACACUCGAAACUUAUCAAGAUUACCUGUAGCAGUGCAUAAUGAAUUGCUGAAGCGGGCAAGCCGGUGCAGCGCGGAGCCUAAGGAGUCGCUCCAAGUUUCCAGCACAUAGGGAGUCGUGCACGCAGCACGGUGGUGCGCGCUAAAUGGCCACCAGUCAGGAAUGGCUAGAGAGUCUGGAUUUGGUGGCGGAGACGCCUCCUUCGGCAACGCGGUCGGCCAAUGGCGAUAUGGCUUCUUCGAUUCAGCGCUCAUCAUCCCUGCUUGAGCUUGAGUUGCGGAGCCGCACUGGGGUAUGGGGACAGAGCACCACGGCGAGCAUGCAGAAAUUUGAGUGCAUCCAGAAGGUCAAGCGGGAGCUGGUGGAGGCCCAGAUGGAAGCCGACUCCAUCCCGGUCUUUGCAUUUCAAAUGAUGGUGCUGCUCAGCAUUACUGCGGCUGCGGCGAUUGUACUUGUCUGGGAGCUGUACUUGCGGCCGCGCAGCCAUACGGCAGCGUUGGCGUGAGGGGUGGCUCAAGCGGGGCAUAAGCCGGCAACAUCCGGCAUAGGCCAUGGUGUAAAGCGUGACGACCGGCUGGUACCGGCAACAGCAACAGCAGCAAGACCAGACCGCACUGUAGGCGGCACUACUUUGUACCACUGUAUCCACGACGUGUCCGUUCAUUGGUGAUCAAGGCUACCGGCCCCACGGAGGGUGCCGUCCGUCGCCAGGGGCACUGGUGCAGCGCAAGGCAACAGGGAGCUUGCCGUUGCACGUAUCAUAUUCUUAGCUUCCAUUUUAUCCUGCUGCUGGAAUCGAGGUGACGACUUGCUUGUGGAACGGAGUGAUUUGAUGAUAAUGUCUUUGGCUCCCUUUGUUCUUUACGCGUGGGCUGUUUGGUGAUUCAUGAUUUCUUCAUCUAUCCACCUGUUAGCACCCGGUAGAGAGGGCAGUGUGUGGCAACUGAGAGCAUUAUGCAGUGGUGCGCGCUUUUCGCGCAUAGCUGCAGUGAACCACGGUGUCUGGGCGCGUGCAAGGAGGCGGCGAGGACCCUAAGCUCAGACGGAUACUCUUUAUGAACUGAACACCGAGUGCUAAGAAAUUCGUACUUCUGGGGUGCGUAAUCCUUCCUACGCAUGUCACAGGUGCGGCAGCGCUUUGAGUGGCAUGACUAGUCUGCAUCUUGGCAAGGAUUCAACUGGGAUCCUAGAAUGCAUGUGAUGUAUCCCAAUAAUAAGUGCAUAUCGAGUAUAGGAUCAGGCAGGGUAAGGGACGUCAGUUUAAGGAAAGCACACGGGUCAUUGGGGGCUAUGGGUUGUGUGAGUCUUCAGGGCUGUCAAUCUGGGGAGGUGCAUUGGGGCAUUGGAGCGUUGUAUGUUGCAGAUCCGGAGUGGGAGUAAACUCGCUGGCGUGAGGAGGUCGUUCCUGUGCUGAUGUGCUGAUAUGGUGUUGUCACUGCGGCAGUAGCAGGGCUUCAGAGUGUUAAUUUGCGAUCUUGCGCGGCACUGUGGCUCAUGUAUGGUGCGGCCGGGUGACGCUGGCCGCUACCAAGGGCGGCGCGGAAAGAACUUUCUCGUACGCAGUAUUGUUUGCAGCUUCUGUCUCGGGCGAGCCAGGACUGCGCUGCAUUCUCUUGAUCAAGACACAGAACAUGGACACAUUUAUGAACCAGAUCACAUGUUUGAUGCUGCAAGGCAAGCCUUUGCUCGGGGAUUCGAGUUCCUGGUGCAAUGACUCGAUGAUUCAUGGUGAUAGUGUCAAACCGCGUUCUUUUCCUCCGCAAAACGUGCUGUAGGCAUGGCUGGGUCCUGAAAAGUGUGAAGUAGGCACCUUGAGGAGUGUGAAGAAGGCACCUUGAGGAGUGUGCAACCUGCGGAUUGAGGUGCGUGAAGCGGGCUGCUUGGCUGGGGUCCAUGAGGGAUUAUUUUGUCUUCCUGGGCUGCUGUGCGCACAUGAGCGGUAUCGCCUGUGUCGUGUACUCGUUCGGCUCGGCUGACCACAGACAUGACCGUAUUCCAAUAAUGUGCGGCUGUUACUGCCCUGAUACUGCCGGUGCUGGAGGAUUCAGUGCUUGCCACUGUGGCCUGGUACGAGGCUUGUUAGCGGAGUGCUGUCGAAACGCGAACGCGAAUGUGCGCUUGCUUGGAGUGCGAAAGGGUUACCAGGGUGGUGUCACGCACAGGUGCGAGAGCGGCAGAGCAGGUAGGGCCGAAGGCCCGGGGCCAUGACAGCAUGACGCUCGGAUACAACGAUGUAGUGGUGACAGCACAGUGCCCAACGGCUGUCCUUUGAGGAUGCGUCCGCCAUACCUUCUAUUCCUUCUUUCGGAAGACUGAUAGAUAGGCUAAGGCGGCCAUGUCACCAUGUGUCAGGCCCGCUGGCCCGGGUUAGAGGUAAACCCACAGCUGUAAACGGACUGCAGGCUGCCAAGCACGCAUCGGCAUGCAUAGGCACAUAGUGCACGCCAGGGCUCGACUGGCGUCUUGACUGCCGUUGGGUGUGUAGUAGGACAGUCGGUAAAAGACACAUCUAGAUGCCCCAGGGUGCCGUCCGCAGGGUUAUAUGCUUGUGUGUCGUAGAACUUCCGUGUUCCGCCCACACUCUCCCCCUUCUGGACUGCACGUCCCGGGCAGUCACCACGCUAGCGUAGAGAGUACUUCUUGGCAACCGUUUGUGUUUCCGUGGCAGUGGGGUGCUUAGGCCCACGUCGCGUCUACCCGAUACCUGAGCAGCGCCAGUAGCCAACUCUUUGUUGGUGCCAUUACGACUCUCGCAUAGCCGUAGUGAUGGACUUUGCCGACGUCACCAGGAUUUGAACCCCCGACCUUAUGUGGUCGCGUGCGCAUUGUCCGCAGAUUACGCACGUCGGGCCCUGAACUCGAUACCAAAUGUAGUAGGACAGUCGGUAAAAGACACAUCUAGAUGCCCCAGGGUGCCGUCCGCAGGGUUAUAUGCUUGUGUGUCGUAGAACUUCCGUGUUCCGCCCACAGGGUGCAUGUGUCAAGGUAUGAGGAGCCGAUGGCUACGGGUGCAGGUGGCGACGUGUGAACAUAAGGCCAAUGGAACGACCUCGUGAAACAACUCCGAUAACA
Chlamydomonas reinhardtii is the source of this 3145-nucleotide messenger RNA. RefSeq lists its product as uncharacterized. The record is from RefSeq and is a predicted model, not a curated record. The coding region runs from base 219 to 578 and encodes 119 amino acids. The transcript has 4 exons. Lineage: Eukaryota; Viridiplantae; Chlorophyta; Chlorophyceae; Chlamydomonadales; Chlamydomonadaceae.